Messenger RNA from Odocoileus virginianus texanus, 3274 nucleotides. Lineage: Eukaryota; Metazoa; Chordata; Mammalia; Artiodactyla; Cervidae. The record is from RefSeq and is a predicted model, not a curated record.
GUCUAGUUCCGUCGUCUCAUAUUCAGGAAGCAGCCGGUUCCCUACAUACUCCUCCCACAAGGAGCGGUCGCCCCUACUGGGUUGCGCGCUUUCUCCUCCCCUAAACCCCUCGCACACUUUCUCCCGCCCGUCUGUCAAUCACCGCGCUCAGCUGUCCAGUAAGCUGGCCAAGAGGGCUGGGCCGUCAGGGGUGUCGUGUGACGUCCGUGAUCCGCCGGUCGCGGAGCGGGGAGAUGCGUGACGAAGGCGGCGCGUGACGGAGAAGCGGUUAGCCGACGCUGCGGCGGCAGUCCGUGUAAACAAGGCCUCGCGCCGCUGCUGGUCCUGCGACUGCUUCUCGCUGGUGGGUGGUCUCGCGCGUGGCGGUAACCGCAAGCUAUGUGGGAGGUGCUUCUCAGCUUCCUCCCUGCCUGCCCCCGCUUAGCGUACACACCCCCGGAACACCACGUGGGCGUGAGGCAAGGAAGGGGGGGUGUUAGGCCGACUUUUAACCUCAUUGGUUGUUGCUGCCACCGGCUUUCGCAAGGGAGUGCUCUAAUUGGCCGGUAAGGGGGGCGUCGAGGGGGUCUCUGAGUUCUAAGGCUUCUGAUUGGCUAGAUGGGGUAAGCUAAUGAGGCGCCUUCCCUUCCGCGAGGGGUUUUGAUUGGUUCUCCAGAGAGGUUACCUGGGAAUCCACCCCCAUCCCAGGGACUUUGAUAGGAUCGGGAAAGGUUUGUGUUCCAGAAGCUUUGGGAGUUGUUACAGGCUGAGGAAAAGGGAUCUCAAUACUUAGGAAGGGUCGCCCUCCUAGAGAUAGCUACUAUCGAUCUCAGGAAACUCUGGUGUUUCUAGAGCAGGCUUUGCUUUCACCAAACCCAAGGAGGUGACAGGAGGAGUCCCCACACAGGACUUAAGGAUGCUGUGACCAGAAGAUGGGAUCACGGAACAGUAGCAGCGCAGGAACUGGGUCCGGAGACCCCUCCGAGGGCUUGCCCCGAAGAGGGGCUGGCCUGCGUAGGAGUGAGGAGGAGGAAGAGGAGGAUGAAGAUGUGGAUCUGGCCCAGGUACUGGCCUAUCUCCUACGCAGAGGCCAAGUGAGGUUGGUGCAGGGAGGAGGUGCAGCAAAUUUGCAGCUCAUCCAGGCCCUCUCGGACUCAGAGGAAGAGCAUGACAGUGCCUGGGAUGGUCGUCUUGGAGACCGAUACAACCCACCGGUGGAUGCAACCCCUGACACCCGGGAGCUGGAAUGCAGUGAGAUCAAGACACAAGUGGAAUUGGCCACAGGACGGCUGGGACUUAGGCAGGCAGCGCGGGAGCUCAGCUUUCCUCAAAUGCUGCACCAGAGAGAACGGGGCCUCUGCCACCAGGGAAGCUUCUCCCUUGGAGAACGGUCUCGAGUGAUGUCUCACUUCUUGCCCAACGAUCUGGGCUUCACUGAUACCUACUCUCAGAAGGCUUUCUGUGGCAUCUACAGCAAAGAUGGUCAAAUCUUCAUGUCUGCCUGUCAAGACCAGACAAUCCGACUAUAUGACUGCCGGUAUGGCCGCUUUCGUAAAUUCAAGAGCAUCAAAGCCCGGGAUGUCGGCUGGAGUGUCUUGGAUGUGGCCUUCACCCCCGAUGGGAACCAUUUCCUUUACUCCAGCUGGUCUGAUUACAUUCAUAUCUGCAACAUCUACGGGGAGGGAGACACACACACUGCCCUGGAUCUAAGGCCAGAUGAACGUCGCUUCGCUGUCUUUUCCAUCACUGUCUCCUCAGAUGGACGAGAAGUGCUAGGAGGGGCCAAUGAUGGCUGCCUGUACGUCUUUGAUCGAGAACAGAACCGGCGGACCCUUCAGAUUGAGUCCCAUGAGGAUGAUGUGAAUGCGGUGGCCUUUGCUGACGUCAGCUCCCAGAUCCUGUUCUCCGGGGGUGAUGAUGCCAUCUGCAAAGUGUGGGAUCGACGCACAAUGAGGGAGGAUGACCCCAAGCCUGUGGGCGCGCUCGCCGGACACCAGGACGGCAUCACUUUCAUUGACAGUAAGGGUGAUGCCCGAUAUCUCAUCUCCAACUCCAAAGACCAGACCAUCAAGCUCUGGGAUAUCCGCCGUUUUUCUAGCCGGGAAGGCAUGGAAGCCUCUCGCCAGGCUGCCACGCAGCAAAACUGGGACUACCGCUGGCAGCAGGUGCCCAAAAAAGCCUGGCGGAAGCUGAAGCUCCCAGGGGACAGCUCCUUGAUGACCUACCGGGGCCACGGGGUGCUGCACACCCUCAUCCGUUGCCGAUUCUCCCCUACCCACAGCACUGGCCAGCAGUUCAUCUACAGUGGCUGCUCCACUGGCAAAGUGGUCGUGUACGACCUCCUCAGUGGCCACAUCGUGAAGAAGCUGACCAGCCACAAGGCCUGUGUGCGUGACGUCAGCUGGCACCCCUUUGAGGAGAAGAUCGUCAGCAGUUCGUGGGACGGGAAUCUGCGUCUGUGGCAGUAUCGCCAGGCUGAGUACUUCCAGGAUGACAUGCCAGAGUCGGAGGAGCAUCCCAGCACCCCUGCCCCAGUGUCCCGCCCCUCUACAGCCUUUUCCUCGCCCCAGUAGAUUUGACCUCCAGGCCCAGUCAUGGGUGAGCCUCUUCACCAGCUCUCCACCUUCUCCUCCCUUUCUCCCCUAUGGGGGAUCUUUAGGGACUCACUGGCACUGGCUGGGGAGAAACAGAAGCCCAGGCUUUGGGCCCCUAGCUGACCCCUGGGAGAUCCUCCCUUUGGGGUACUGUGGUCCUCUCACAUGCUCACACCCAAUCAUCUUGGACCUCUGUCUCUGGCCGGGGUCUGGCAGGACUGCCAUUAUCUGAUCAGCAGGAGAACUGUCCUAAGUGUUUUUUAAUCAUGUUUGGAUGUUAAGUGUUAGCUCCUAGAGUAGAUGCCUGGGGCCAGGUCUGAACUGUGCCAUCAGCAAGGCCCAUUGCCUAGGCCUUCACUUUGAGGAUUAGACGGGUCAGUCAGAGGGCCAGGAGUGCUGGCCUUUGUUCCAGAGGUCCUAAUGGCUAGAGCUCUAGCCCCUCAGGGAGAGGCGGAUGGAUAAGCACCCUCCCACCGUGGGAAUUAUGUCUUCUCUCUCAUGCAUCUGGGUCUUUGGGGGGAGGGGUACGCUAUGGUGUGAGAGGCUCUGUGUGGCCCCACACAGGGAAGGUCCUCCCCCUCCCAGAAUGUUCCAUCAUGCCAGAGGCCAGCAGCUUCAAGGAGGGAUGUUGAAGUAGGACUCCUUUGUCCUCUUACUGGCUUUGGCUCCCUCAAUAAACUCUGUGGGAACCUGGCUCAGCA